This is a messenger RNA of Camellia sinensis, 2401 nucleotides long. Lineage: Eukaryota; Viridiplantae; Streptophyta; Magnoliopsida; Ericales; Theaceae. The record is from RefSeq and is a predicted model, not a curated record.
AAUUAUGUUUGUAUAGCAUGCGUUCAACGAUUCACAUUUUUUUUUCGCUACAAUUCAACGAUUCACAUUCACCAUGAGCCAAAUGCUAACAUAGUUCAAAAAAUAAGAAAAGUAGAUAGGCACACAGUCGCGUGGUAUGUCAGACUCGUGAUAAUUUCUUCCCGGCAUGGGUGUCUAGAAUAGCAUGGAGUUAGAUACUUCGGUUGAUGCAUUGGUGGAAGAAUUCGAGGCAUCAUGGAAGCCAGAAAUGUGCAAAUAUUCAAGGAAAUUAGUCGAGUUCUGCUGCUCGAAGGCACUUCGUAGCGUGUGUUGCCACAUAGCAGAAUUGAUUAAUAAUGAGACGUUCAGCCGGUUCACAUUUGAUAUGAUGCUCGCUUGGGAGAUGCCUAGUUCUACAGAUGAAGAGUCAUAUAUGGAGAGUGUCGCAAAGGAGAAAGAGGAAAAGAGGAUACCAACACAAGCAAUUCCGGAACAAGAUGAUAUCCCACUUUUUUAUUCAGACCUCAUGCCGCUCCUUGUUGAUGAUGGGCCAAGCGUAAGAGAAGAUGCGUUUGUGUGGUUGGGAACACUGGUUCCGUUAGUUGUUGACAUGGUUAAUGGGAAAUUUACUUUCGAAGCUCUGACCGCAAGCACAGCUUACCGACUCUACUUCCCUGCUUAUGACAAAUACUUGAAAGAAAUCGACAAAUGCAUGAAACAUUUACAAAAGCAAGCAAAACCGAAAGGCGUGGAACUAGCAGAUGAUGAGUUUAUACUGCACGUCGAGGGAACAGCAAGCACACAGAGGGUAAUACGGCAUAUUGGAGGAACAAGUUGGCCUGGUAGACUCACGCUAACCAAUUAUGCUCUCUACUUUGAGGCCUCGGGAGUCGUAUCAUAUGAAGAUGCGCUCAAACUUGAUCUUUCAAAGGACAUUGAACAGAGAGUGAAGCCAGCAGCUACAGGCCCAUGGGGUGCUCCCCUUUUCGACAAGGCCAUAGUCUAUGAGUCUGCUGAGUUGAAAGAUCCAGUUGUGCUGGAAUUCCCAGAAGUAACAAGCUCCACAAGACGUGACCAUUGGCUUGCUCUCAUCAAGGAGUUUAUUUUAUUGCACCAAUUUUUGUCAAAAUACAACGUGAAAUUGCCCACGCAAGCAUGGGAGAUGCAUGCAAGGACCAUUUUCGGGAUUAUUAGGCUCCAUGCAGCUAGAGAAAUGCUAAGAAUAUCUCCUCCCAAUCCCAAAAGUUUCUUGAUUUUCGCGUUGUUCGAUGAGUUGCCUAAGGGGGACUAUGUACUGGAAGAGCUUGCAGAGAGUUUGAAGAAAGUUGAUAGUGUGCACCCGUGUAGCGCCAGCUCAAUUUUAAGGUGUACGAAUGUGUCCCAACUGGUUGUCUCGAAUCUAGAGGUAGCAGAUGCAGUCGGAGAAAGGAUAAGUGUGAGCGGCCAAGCUGAAAAUCUCUCAUCGUUGGAGAGUACUAUCGAUCAAGUCAGACAGGAAGCAAAAGAAGUUGUAGCUGCCAAAGCUACAACCGAGGGGCUAAAAGAGGACGGAGUGAGUGAGAGUGUUCUUGUUCUCAUGGAGCUGCUGAAGCCACUUAAAAAUGUUUUACCAUGGUUUGAAGAAGUCCUUACGUGGCAAAAACCAGCAACCACCGUCAUCGUGAUUGCCACGUCUCUACUGAUCGUCUACAAGGAGUGGGUUGGAAAGGCACUAGCGGUCUGCUUAUUAUGGAUGGUGGCAAAGAUGGUUCAGGCAAGACUACAAGGUAUUCGAAACAAGUACAACAAGAUAGUUCUGAGCACAGCCUCUGACAAGACAACAAUGGAGAGUAUAGUAUCGGCACAACACGGAUUGAAAACUGCACAGGACAUAGUGCAGAUGGCAAACAUUUCAAUAUUGAAAAUCUGGUCGAUAUUGGUCUCAAAGGCCCCUAAGCACACAGAUAUGGUAAUGAUGGCUUUGACCGGAUUGGCAAUCAUAUUAGCAGUGAUUCCUUUCAAAUAUAUCCUUAUGGCAAUUAUAUUGUGUUGCUUCACUACGUCAUCAAAACUGGGGAAGCACGCGGCAAAUAAGCAAGGGAACCGACGCUUGAAGGAAUGGUGGGAUUCGAUUCCAAUUAUUCCUGUUGAAGUCAUUGACAACGUUCCUGAUACCCAAACAUAAUUUAAGCUGCCGAGUUAUAUUUGUUAUUUCCAUUUGUUUUAUUCUCUCUUUUGUUCCUGUGCUGUUAGUUUCUUUCUCUACCGUUGUCGUAAAAGAUAGUACAGACUAUUUCCAUUUCGCAUAUAUUUAUACGGUUACUAGUCGAGAUAGGACAUAUGUUUUGGUUACUGUGAUCACUAUAAGACUUUUAGAAAACAGAAAAAGAUUAUAUGCAAAACCUUAAACAAAAUUGUGUUCAAAAGUUAAAUUGUUUCGUUU